AUGCCCAGUGAUAAGACCAUCGGAGGCGGUGAUGACUCGUUCACAACGUUCUUCAGCGAGACUGGAGCUGGAAAACAUGUACCUCGAGCGGUUUUUCUUGAUUUAGAACCAACUGUUGUUGACGAAGUUCGAACUGGGACAUAUCGUCAAUUGUUCCAUCCUGAACAAUUAAUUACCGGGAAAGAGGAUGCCGCGAAUAAUUAUGCUCGUGGACAUUAUACAAUCGGUAAAGAAAUAGUUGAUUUGGUGCUUGAUCGUGUGCGAAAAUUGGCCGAUCAAUGUACCGGACUUCAGGGUUUUCUCAUUUUUCAUUCAUUCGGUGGUGGUACCGGGUCCGGAUUUACUUCUCUGCUUAUGGAACGACUCAGUGUGGACUAUGGGAAAAAAUCGAAACUGGAAUUCUCGGUCUAUCCAGCUCCGCAAAUUUCCACCGCAGUGGUGGAACCAUAUAACUCCAUUCUGACCACACAUACCACAUUGGAACACUCGGACGCGGCGUUCAUGGUAGACAAUGAAGCGAUCUACGAUAUUUGUCGACGGAAUCUGGACAUUGAACGACCGACCUACACCAAUUUGAAUCGAUUAAUUGGUCAGAUUGUCAGCUCAAUCACUGCCUCACUGCGUUUCGACGGUGCCCUCAAUGUGGACAUAACAGAGUUUCAAACAAAUCUGGUCCCUUAUCCGCGAAUACACUUUCCCCUGGCCACAUUUGCACCCACCAUUUCCGCGGAGAAAGCAUAUCACGAACAGUUGACCGUGGCCGAGAUCACGAACGCGUGUUUUGAACCGGCAAAUCAAAUGGUCAAAUGUGAUCCACGUCACGGAAAAUAUAUGGCCUGUUGUAUGCUCUAUCGGGGUGAUGUCGUCCCCAAAGAUGUGAACGCGGCAAUUGCUACGAUUAAGACAAAACGUACCAUUCAGUUUGUGGAUUGGUGUCCAACCGGCUUCAAAGUUGGUAUCAACUAUCAACCACCAACUGUUGUCCCGGGUGGUGAUCUAGCCAAAGUUCAACGUGCAGUAUGCAUGCUCAGUAAUACGACCGCGAUUGCUGAGGCCUGGGCACGAUUGGAUCACAAAUUUGAUCUCAUGUAUUCGAAACGGGCAUUUGUACAUUGGUACGUCGGUGAGGGUAUGGAAGAAGGCGAGUUUUCCGAGGCCCGAGAAGAUUUGGCGGCACUGGAGAAGGACUAUGAAGAAGUCGGCGCGGACAGUGUGGAGGCAGAAGGUGAAGAAUUGGGUGAGGAAUACUAG
Messenger RNA from Echinostoma caproni, 1251 nucleotides. The record is from the annotation of a GenBank genome assembly. NCBI's taxonomy places the organism in Eukaryota, Metazoa, Platyhelminthes, Trematoda, Plagiorchiida, Echinostomatidae.